Molecule: messenger RNA, 1312 nt
Organism: Meloidogyne enterolobii
Lineage: Eukaryota; Metazoa; Nematoda; Chromadorea; Rhabditida; Meloidogynidae
Source: the annotation of a GenBank genome assembly
UGGGAGAAUCAUAAAUUUUCUCAUGGUACUCUCCAGGUAUUGCUCCUGAGACAGAAACAAUUCGAAGUAGAGAACUUAGAGAAUUUCCAACGAUCAUAUUUUCAGUAAGUCCCUUUGCAUAGAUUGCAAAACUUGAAAAUCCUCCUCUUAAAUCAUAAGCAUAUUUUGCAAUUUCAUUAUUUUGUACAUGUUGUGAAUUUGCAAAGCCAAGAACAUAUCCCAAUUGUGGCGAAAAUGAUACAUAUUUGAUACUAGAAUGAGUAAAGGACAAUUUAAAUCUCUUAAAGUCAGCGAGAUAAUUGAUCGAUAUUGAAUCAAUAAUCUGUUUUAGAAGAGUAGCUGUAUAUGGCGUUUUCCCCUUUCCCAGCAAUAUAUCAAAAACAUCUUUUUUCCCCUCUUUAGGUUUUAACCCAAUAGUUUCUAAUAGUGGUGAUGGUGUUUGAGUCCAUGAUUCUUUUCUUUCCAAUCCUAAAGCACUUAAAACACUCGGUGUCUGUGUACUAUUAUCUUUUACUCUAGUAUCAUUUGAUUGCUCUUUUCUUUCCUUCUUAGGAGGUGGUGGUAAUGGUUCUUCUUCCUUGUAUGGAGAAAGUUCUCUUAGAACUUCCUUUUUCUCUUCUUUCUUUCCCAGUCCUAUUGCACUUAGCACAUCUUCCGGUUUCUCUUCUUUCUUUCCAACUCCUAAGGCACUUAGAACAGGCGUAUCUUUCGGUUUCUCUUGUGUUAUCUCUUCUUCUUUCUUUCCAACUCCUAAGGUACUUAGAACAGACGAGUCUAUCGGUUUCUCCGAUGGUUUCUCUUCUUCCUUCUUUCCUACUCCUAAAACACUCAAAACAUUUUCUUGCUCCUUUUUAUGUUCCUCUUUUGGCUUCUCUUUUUCCUCCACCUUUGUCUGCUCUUUUCCCACCUUAUCCUCCUUUUUCUUUUCCUCCACUUUUGACUUUUCCUUUUUCCGUUCCUCCUCCUUUUUAAUCUCCUCUCUUGGCUUCUCUUUUUUCUUUUCCUCCACUUUUUCCUCCACUUUUUUCUGCUCCUGUUCUUUUACCUUCUUAUCCUCAUUUUUCUGUGCCUUCGUUGACUGCUCUUUUUCUUCCUCACUCUCAGACUGUUUAGUUAAAUUAAUUUUAUUCUUUUGUGGUGGUGAUGUUUCUUCGACAUCCUCCUGAUAAGGAGAGAGAGACCUUAAAGAUUCAUUCUCUUCCUCAUUUUCAUUAUAUGGUGUGAGGUCCUUUAGUUCCUCAUGUUGGCGUUUAUUUCUCCUAUGAAGAACUGACUUUUCCUUUUUACAAUGAAAUGAUAAUAUGAUAAUACA